This is a messenger RNA of Paramecium sonneborni, 778 nucleotides long. The record is from the annotation of a GenBank genome assembly. Lineage: Eukaryota; Ciliophora; Oligohymenophorea; Peniculida; Parameciidae.
UUAUAAACUUAUAGAAAUAUUAAUAUGAUCCAUUCAGAGGAAAGUAGCGGAGAUCACUUCUCUCCAAACUCUUUGUAUGAACUUUUAAUAUUUUAGGCACCACAAUAAUCUUAAUUUAAAUAUGAAAGAUAAUGGAAAGAAAUACGCAGUUAUUGAUCAUUAAAUAAGAGUCUAAUUACUAAAACGUAUUCUUUCCAAAGAAGCAACAAUCAAAGAGGCUGCAAAAGAGUUUGGAGUUAAUUUCAGUACAGCAAAAGCUAUCUUGUAAACUUAUAGAAAGGAAGGAAGAAUUGGAAAAAAGAAAACCAGAGAAAGAAAUAAGAAAAAGAAAGAUGAUUCCGAUUAUCAUUUUACGAAUACAAGAAAAGUUUAAUCAAUGUAUGAUUUAGAAAGGGAAGCUCCUUAACAUAGAAGGACAUUUUCUCCUGAUUUAAGGGUACUUUUAUUCAUCUACUUUAUUCUAGCCUGCAGAUAGGACUAUAAAUUAGCAUCCAUUAAUUUUAUAAUAACAAUUGAACUUCUUAAACUCUUAAAGUUAAAUAGGUUCCACUCCUAAUUUAGAUGAGCCAAAUGCUUAAAUGGCAUUAGCGAUUUGUUAAAGGGAGUUGGCCCAAUAAAAAAUGAUUAAUAUGCAAUUAUUACUGAUGCUAUAAGUAUAAUUUUAAUAAAUAUCAUAGAGUUAUCAAACGUAAGGCUAAUAACUAUAGGUAGAAUAAGUCAAAAUUGAAUCGGAUAAACAAAAUUGAAACUUAAUUUUGUAUUUAUUCUUAAAUCAAGC